UUAAUGGGGUACCGCGUGUCGCGAUCACGUGAUCUUGUCAGUGCAUACAUGAAUUAUAUACAUAUUAUUACUAUUUAUUAUAUGCAGAACAAAAUGUGAAUGUUAUUGACAUUAAAAAUGGUGCUACGUAUCGUGGUGCUUAUCCUUUCGGCGGCGUUGGUCCGAGGUUGGGGCAUCAACCACGCGCACCCUGGAACCGGCGCCAAAUGCGAGCGAUUGAACGUAUCUUUCUGCCGAGGAUUGCGUUACAAUAUGACGGCGAUGCCGAAUUUCAUGGGCAACGAAGAUCAACGGCAGGCAGAACGAGGGCUGGCGACCUUCAUGCCACUGGUCCACUACAACUGUUCAAAACAUCUUAGGCUCUUCUUAUGCGCCGUCUUCGCCCCAGUCUGCUCGGAACAUGUGGCCAUACCGGCUUGCAAGUCUCUCUGCCUUUCCGUACGAAGGGACUGCGAACCGGCCUUAACCAGUCUCGCGUUGCCGUGGCCGCACUUGUUGGAUUGCAAUCGUUUCCUUGAUCGUGGAAAUACAUUGUGCGUGCAGCCGCCGGAUGAAACGUUGGACAACACUAGUUCACCGACACUACCAACCGUUCAGCAACAAUGGCCGGUGAUGUACGAACGACCACCGCAAAUAUCUAUAAGACUGCAACAGCAGCAACAGCAUUAUCAGUGUCCACCUCAUUUUGUGCAGAUAUCCGAAAUGGAAAUGAUUUCUUGCGCACCGCGUUGUGGUACCGACGCAUAUUAUCGCGCAGAAGACAAAAAAUUCGCCGAGCGUUGGAUGACUGGCUGGGCAUGGCUGUGCUUCCUGUCAACGCUCUUCACUCUGUUGACCUUCUGGGUUGAGCCGUCCAGAUUUCGUUAUCCUGAGAGACCGAUAGUCUUUCUGGCACUCUGCUAUAAUCUUCUCUCUAUGACUUACAUUGUCCGUGCUGUAGUUGGAGCUGACAAUCUCAGCUGCGUCAGUCAGAUUGAUGGACCGAGUUACAUUCCAGUUCGCGAUGCUCUGAAGAGCAUUCCUUGUACAAUUUGGUGGCUGGUCAGAUAUUAUCUAGGAUUAGCCAGCAAUAUGUGGUGGGCAGUGCUGUGUGGCUGCUGGUUGUUAAGCGCCAGGAAUGAGUGGAGCAGCGAAGCUCUUUAUGACAUCGCGCCCUAUCUUCAUGCAGCCGCGUGGAUUCUUCCAAUAUUUUUCACAGGAGGAAGUCUAUUGUCGCGUAACGUAGUGGCAGACGAAUUAACUGGAUUGUGCCAGAUCUCAGACGAGUCGGCACUAUGGUUAGAAGUGUUGCCGCACGCCAUGCUGCUAUUAUUGGGCUGCGUGUUUGGUAGUGUUGCUGGAAGCGCGCUGGUGCGCGUGCGGAGGGCCGUGCGCUGCGCUGGACGCAGCGCAAUGAAACUGGAACGCCUGAUGACGCGGCUAGGUAUCUUCGCGCUGUUGUACGCGCUGCCGGCACUGGGUGGCCUUGUCUGUGUGCUGCAGGAGGCCUCGGUGAGGCCGCGGUGGCGAAAAUUGGCAUUGUUGGCCGCGUUGGACUGCCGCGCGGCGCAGAAUUGCGCCCCAGGUCCGGUAUACCGAGCCGCCGGUCUCGAAGUUGCCCUUCUCAGACUCUUCCUAUCCCUCGUGGUCGGCGUCACCUCUGGCAUGUGGGUAUGGUCCGGCAAGACCUGCCGUGCUUGGAGCAGACUACUCGUUGCACCUAACAAAUCCGCCAGGAUACAAAACCCUUUUCAAGGCUUCAAGCAGGACGACAAUGUCGCUUGACAACCUUGGAUUUAUCCCAUUAAUGCGACAUUUAAAAAAAGUUGAAGUUUCAAAUCUUGCGGAUGUGCUUUAAGU
This is a messenger RNA of Mycetomoellerius zeteki, 1839 nucleotides long. RefSeq names its product frizzled-9. NCBI's taxonomy places the organism in Eukaryota, Metazoa, Arthropoda, Insecta, Hymenoptera, Formicidae. Gene Ontology annotation, cellular component: membrane. The coding region runs from base 100 to 1764 and encodes 554 amino acids. Gene Ontology annotation, biological process: canonical Wnt signaling pathway; non-canonical Wnt signaling pathway. Gene Ontology annotation, molecular function: Wnt-protein binding; transmembrane signaling receptor activity. The record is from RefSeq and is a predicted model, not a curated record. The transcript has 6 exons.